This is a messenger RNA of Polistes canadensis, 715 nucleotides long. Its product is annotated as cytochrome c oxidase assembly protein COX19. Lineage: Eukaryota; Metazoa; Arthropoda; Insecta; Hymenoptera; Vespidae. Gene Ontology annotation, biological process: mitochondrial respiratory chain complex IV assembly. The record is from RefSeq and is a predicted model, not a curated record. Bases 23 to 277 code for a protein of 84 amino acids. The transcript is spliced from 2 exons. Gene Ontology annotation, cellular component: mitochondrial intermembrane space.
UAUAUCUAAUUAGAAUCAAGUUAUGUCCUCGUUUACGUUUGGUCAAAAAUUGUUCACACCAGUGCCACCCGAAAAAGGUAGUUUUCCCCUCGAUCAUGAAGGCUUCUGCAAACAAGUAAUGGUCAACUAUCUUCGAUGUUUAUUAGAACAUAAUAAUCAAAAUACAAUGUGCAGACAUAUUGCCAAAGAUUAUCUCGGUUGUCGAAUGGAUAAGGAUCUAAUGGCGCGUGAAGAUUGGUCGAAAUUAGGUUUCACUGAUGAAGUUAAGGAAACGUAACAAUUUAACAAAUAUAUUUAACCAUUAAUCAUCAUAAACGUAAUAUCUCUGUCACUGUUUGUAUUCCCAAUGCUGACUUUGUCGAUUAAAAAUAAAGUUAGACAAAUAUUGAGAAUACUACGAUAUAUAAGAUAAGAUUAAAUCUAUUGUUAUCGAACUACGAUAAAUUAUUGCGUGAGUCUUUCUAAGACAAUUAAUGUUUAUGCGUUCUAGAAAUGGAUAGAGUGCAAGUUCAGCCGCAUAUGAUUUGUCAUCACAUUUAGAAAAUUUAAUAUACACGUAUAUAAACUGCCAAUAAAAAAAUAUAAACGUUUAGAAGAAAAAUUGUUGGUAGUGCUUUAGAAGGUUUAAUGAAGUUUAAGAUAAAGUAUAUACCAAAUUGUUACUAAUCAUACUUAGUCUACGUACACCGUUUACGGUAUAACACAUAUUUUUAAA